Drosophila willistoni is the source of this 1346-nucleotide messenger RNA. RefSeq names its product retinoid-inducible serine carboxypeptidase. The transcript is spliced from 2 exons. Gene Ontology annotation, molecular function: serine-type carboxypeptidase activity. The record is from RefSeq and is a predicted model, not a curated record. Bases 1 to 1242 code for a protein of 413 amino acids. NCBI's taxonomy places the organism in Eukaryota, Metazoa, Arthropoda, Insecta, Diptera, Drosophilidae. Gene Ontology annotation, biological process: proteolysis.
AUGUUCUAUUGGAAGUGCAUUUUAAUUUCCAGUAUUUUUUCCAUGGCUCAAGGACGAGGGCAGGGAUUCGGGACGGGAGAACAGCAUUGGGACUAUGUGGAGGUACGUGAAGGUGCCCACAUGUUCUAUUGGCUCUAUUACACCACGGCCAAUGUCAGCAACUAUACGGAACGUCCUCUAAUUAUUUGGUUACAAGGUGGUCCAGGGGGACCAUCCACAGGACUUGGAAACUUCUACGAGCUAGGACCAGUGGAUAUACAUGGAAAUAUCCGAGAGGGCAAUUUCGUACAGCAUGUAAAUGUGUUGUUCAUCGAUAGUCCUGUGGGAGCAGGAUACAGCUAUGUCGAUAAUACUAGUCUUCUAGUCACCAAUAACAAUGAACUGACGAAUGAUCUAGUGUCCUUCAUGGAACAUUUUUAUAAAAACCACAAUGAAUUUAAGACAGUUCCACUGCAUAUUUUUUCGGAGAGCUAUGGAGGUGUUAUGGUUCCAGAGUUUGCUCGUAAAUUUGAUUUGGCUUUGAAGAAUGGCACAAUGGCGCAGCCUUAUCUAUUAAAGUCAAUAUCCAUCGGUAAUCCAUGGAUAUCCCCCAUGCAUACUAUUAAAGAACAUUCUCGAUAUCUAUUCGUAAAUGGUUUAAUAGAUGAAGAUGGAGUGGCCUUGCUUGAUGCUCAGCUAAAAAAAAUCAAGGAAUUUGAUAAAGAUACUGAGUCGGAAUGGUUUGAACUUAUUGACAAUCUUACCAGUAGUACAAGUUUAUAUAAUACACAUUUUAGCGUGGAUUUUACAGAAGCGUAUGCGUAUGGGUACUCAAAAAAUUUGGUGAAAUUCAUGGCGAGAAACAUUAGCGAGCAAUUGAAAAUAAAUGGCAGUGUCUACGGUUCACAAAUAAAUGACCUAAUUAAUAAGUUUGAUUUUAAAAUAACGAGAUAUAUAAAUACGAUUCCUCGUCUUUUGAACGAGACGGCGAUUAAGGUGAACAUAUUUUCCGGUGAAUUGGAUAUAAUGUGUAACACGGAAGGCACCUUGGCACUCAUUAACGACUGGGAAUGGCGAAAUAAGAAAGAAUAUCUUCAAGCUUCAAGAAAACCAAUUAAUAUUAAUGGAAGCUUACAGGGUUACGAAAAAAUUGGCAGCAAUUUUGCAAUGUACUGGAUCAAUCAUGCUGGACAUAUGGUCGCAAGUGAAAGUCCCACAGCCAUGCAAUAUAUUUUAAAAGCUGUUACCCAGUACGAUGAUUAAAGAUUAAUCUGAAAACAAAUAUUCUAAUUUCCUUAAUCGUUAAAUGUUUUUUAAAUAUUUCUACUCUAUUUCUGAAGUACACUAAUAAAUUGGCAUUAAAAUUA